GGCACCUGCUUACCACUUGCAGUAUUAUGAUGGAGAGACGGUGUCAGUGUUAUCAAUAUUCUUUGUUAAACCUGGAUAAUCUCCUGUGAGUUUCUCAAUAUCUCUGGACUGACUCAUUUUGAGUCAAAGAUGCAUGAUGGAGAGGAAAGUCAGCCACUGCCCACAUGGAAGACAUACCUAUAUACCCUUCAGCAAGAAGCUCCUAAACCACGUCGGAUAAUCUGCCAGAAAGAGGUACCCAACAGACCAACCUUCUAUGGGAAAGAAUUCCAUGGCAACGUGAGCCGUGAUGAGGCAGACCGGUUGUUGAGUGAUGGAGAUGGCUGUUACCUCGUCCGCAAGAGUGAGCGCGCUCCCGACGCCUUCACACUGGCAAUCAGGUUUAAUGGUGAAACAAAGAACUUCAAACUGUAUUAUGAUGGCAAGCAUUUUGUGGGUGAGAAGCGGUUUGACACUGUGCACUCCCUCGUGGAGGACGGAUUGAUCCACUUCUACAUUGAGCUGCGUGCGGCUGACUACAUAUCAGCACUCUCUAAUGAGUCAAACUACGAAGAGUCACCAUACCUCGCAUACAGCUACAAGAAGAAGCGGCUGAAGACUCGCUCCCGGCCAGCAUCGUCACGGCGACUAGACUACACCGAUGAUGAGGUCACUUCGUCCGAUGUGGAUGUACCGGACACUGUUGUGGAAGAGGCAGAAGGGGAUGAGGGAGACGAGGAUGACGAUGACCUCCCCCCAGACUGGAAGCAUUACGAGAAGCAGCAUUGCUUUAAGCUUCAAAACUUCAUGGGCCUUCACUGGUGUGACUUCUGCGCCAACUUCAUGUGGGGCCUCAUCGCAGGGUUAAAUGGGGUUAAAUGUCAAGACUGUGGGUUUGAAGCUCACAAGAAGUGCUCAGAGAAGGUGCCUAAUGACUGCAUGCCCGACAUGAAGUAUGUUAAACGGAUCUAUGGCGCCGACCUGACAACCGUGGUGCUGGCUCAGAAGACCGGCAUCCCACAUGUGGUGGAGAAGUGUGUGAAGGAGAUAGAGACCAGAGGUUUGGAGUCGGAAGGGUUGUACCGAAUAGCUGGUUUCCAUGAUGAUGUGGAGGCGAUCAGGAUGUCAUUUGAUAAAGAUGGUGAGAACGCAGAUAUCAGUGUUUCUCGUUACGAUGACAUCAACACGGUCACGAGUGCCCUCAAGCUAUUCUUCCGACUCCUCCCAAUACCUCUCAUCACAUUUGAUGUUUACAAAACAGUCAUAGAAGCAGCCAAGAAGGAGGAGAGUGAUGUUAACGAGCAGGUAAAGAUGCUGAAGGAAGCCAUGGCCAGCCUGCCUGCGGCCCACUUCCAGACGCUCAAGUACCUCAUAAUGCAUCUGGUCAGAGUGACGGACCACAAGAGCAAGAACAUGAUGGGUGCGGAGAACCUGUCCAUCGUGUUUGCACCCACACUGAUGCGUCCCUUGGAGACAGACCCCAUGGUCAGCCUGAUGGCUGCCAAGUUCGAGCAGAAGGUCAUUGAAUUGAUCAUAGUCCACCACAAGGAAGUGUUUGGAAAGUGAUUUGUGGGAUGCUUCAUUGGGCUUUGAGAUGCUUCACAGAGCUGUGAGAUGCUUCACCGAAUUUGUUGGUGCUUGGAGUCUAACUCUGAAAUAUAGAAAUUACGUAUCAAUAUUUUAAUCGAAUGCCGACUAAUAUUUGUCAUUUUUGGAAAAUCAGGAAGUCUCGCAAUAGUAACUGAAUGUUCUGUGCCCAGGCUAUGUAGAAAGACUGCCCAUUACAGGGAAGAGUUGUUCACCAUCUCUCUCCUGACACUACAGGGUACGAGUCUAUGCUGAACAUUCUGAAGCUGAUGCCAUGGCUUGGUCACUGGGUAGAUAACACCUAACAAUAGGAAAACCUUCUUCCCAACAAACUGUACUUCAAGCUUGAUCGUAAUUGAACUAGGUGUGAGUCAUGUUGGUCACAGUUGAGCUUGUACCUUGAAAGAGAUCUUACCUUGACUCUUAAAACACAGUGGGCAUCAUGCAUUAUGAUUUGGAGGCCUAGAAGACGAUGUUGUUAAUGAGCAGCCUACAUGCUGUAGUUUUGCCUUACAGAUCACAUUGUGAGGCAGUUGGUGCUCAGUAAAUGAUGUGUUAGCUUCAUACACACCUUGUUUGACUUAAGCUGUACAGUAGUAACUUUGUCUCAUGCUCUUUCUUUAAUACUCAAGCAUGUUAAAGGCUUCACUCAUGCAUUACAGCCUUUCAUGAAGUUCUUACAGAGCAGAUAUGUAAUACAAAUGGUGAUUGAUCUCUACAUAAAUUUAAACUUUUAAUCAAGAAAUCUAUUUUCAUAGAAUCUUUUAUCAUUUGAAAAACCACAAUAUUUCAUUUUGUCAUAGUGUCUGUAAAACCAGUAUAAUUGUAACUAUUAUCACUGCUUUAUUCUGAGCAUCUGUCCGAGCAGCUGGUAUGUGAUGAUGGAUAGUUGAAAGGAUGAAGCUACUGGGCUGAUGUAUUGGCUGUUACGAUAGACCCUCUAGUAUUGUCCCUCUCCAGCAUUGUGUUUAUUCUUGGAACUUCUAGUGCAUUUUACAUGUUUUAAGAAUUAUUUUCAUUUGUUCUUGUUUGUUAUUUGAUAACACUUUAUCGUAGUACAUUUAAUGUAAAACUUAAUCCUAUUUUUUUUAUCAUAUAUGCUGAAUUAUUUUCCAUUUUAAAUAAUUCACAAUACAUCACUUCCUUGGGGCCAACAUACCACUGGCUCAAUCCAUCAUGUUUAUGUAAUUUGAAUCCAAAGUUUUCUUUGCUGGGGUGUUUUCCUUCAUGUGAAAGCUUGGGUUUGUACUAUGAGGAGCUGAGAUAAAACUUUCUGUAUCAAUUUUGUGAUCAGCUACAUUUGAGUGACUAGACAUUCAUGCUUUAAUGGGUGUUUACUAUUUAUUGACAAGUUCAUGAAAAUACUAAUAUAUGAAAGAUUAUUUAUGCUGUGCAUCACCUAGGCCAUGUCUCUAGAGAUGAGGUCCUGGCUUGAUUAUUUACAGACCGCUACCAUAUAGCUGGAAUAUUGCUGAGUGCUGCGUUAAACAAACAAUCAAUCAAUCAAUCUAAAAAUGAGGUUGAAACACAUUAAUUCCCUCCUUCAUAUGGCCUGCUGCCUGUAGAAUUCCAGCUUUUAAUUACUGGGUCAGCCUGAUGGAAUUGGAAAUGUAGGUACUAUAUAUUUUUCAAACCAGCUGGUUGCUUGUCUCAAAGAGCAGCU
Haliotis rubra (blacklip abalone) is the source of this 3229-nucleotide messenger RNA. Its product is annotated as N-chimaerin-like. Gene Ontology annotation, biological process: regulation of GTPase activity; signal transduction. The record is from RefSeq and is a predicted model, not a curated record. Gene Ontology annotation, molecular function: GTPase activator activity. Lineage: Eukaryota; Metazoa; Mollusca; Gastropoda; Lepetellida; Haliotidae.